AUGGCAAAGAAACAAGUUAAAUCAAGGGUUACUGAAAAAGUUGAAAACAAAGAAAGCAUAACAACUCCAAGUGAAAAAUCGGUAGAAGAUAUUGAAGAGGAUUUACAAUUACCAUCUUCAUCUGAUGAUGAAGAAGAAGAAGACAUAGAGCAAGAAGAAUUAUCUGAAGAAGAAGAAGAACAAGAAGAAGAUAAUAUAAAUGGGUUAUCUGAUGAUGAUGAUGAUGAUGAAGAAGACGAAGAUGAAUCAAAAAAAAAACAAAUCAAAGCUAAUAAAUCUGGACAUUCCGUUAACAAAAUCAUUAAAACUUCUGAAGAAACCACUGGUACAUCAACAACAACUAAAACUACAAAAUCCAAAUCCGGCGUCAUAUAUAUUGGUAGAUUACCAUCAGGAUUCCAAGAAUCAGAAUUGAAAACUUAUUUUUCACAAUUUGGUGAUGUGAUUAAUCUUAAAUUAGCUCGUAAUAAAAAAACUGGUAAAACUAAACAUUAUGGAUUUAUAGAAUUUGACUCAUUUGAAGUAGCUAAAGUUGCUGCUGAAACCAUGAAUAAUUAUUUAUUAUUUGGUCAUUUAAUUAAAUGUGAAGUUGUUGAAAAACCUCAUGAAGAUACUUUUAAACAUGGUAAUAGAAAAUUCAAAGUUAUUCCUUGGAAGAAAAUUGCUAAAGAAAAACAUGAAAAAUCAAGAACAGAAGAAGAAUGGAAAGUGUUGAUUGCAAAAUUUGAAGAAUCCAAAAAGAAAAAGCAAGAAGAAUUGAAAAGUAAAGGUAUUGAUUUCGAUGUUAGUGCAAUAUAG
Molecule: messenger RNA, 798 nt
Organism: Candida dubliniensis CD36
Lineage: Eukaryota; Fungi; Ascomycota; Pichiomycetes; Serinales; Debaryomycetaceae
Gene: NOP15
Product: rRNA-binding ribosome biosynthesis protein
Exons: 1
Coding region: 1-798 (265 amino acids)
Biological process (GO): maturation of LSU-rRNA from tricistronic rRNA transcript (SSU-rRNA, 5.8S rRNA, LSU-rRNA)
Cellular component (GO): nucleolus
Molecular function (GO): RNA binding
Source: RefSeq, a predicted model, not a curated record